AUGCCCGUUGUUUCCAGACCGGCCCCCGGCGCACCCAAGGUGGAGCAGCUAACACGGAUGUACCCCAAGCACCUGCCGACCUCCGCUGUCAUCGGGAACUCGCAGACCCGAUAUCUCCACCAGCACUUCGACCCCUACGAUAGAGCCGCACCCGCCUUCAUCACCAUCCAUGGCGCAUCCACCUUCGACAUCGAGAAGGAGCUCGCCAACCUCCCACGUUCUGUCAAGACGCUCGUCUUUCACGUAGGGACGACCGAGCUGGAACGAUACGGCACCGACGAGACGCUACGACGGUGCUGUCGCCUGGUCAACAACACGCUGCGAGCACGUCCGGAGCUCCACAGGCUUAUUGUGUCCCUCGUGUUGCCUCGGCACACCAAUCGACGCCUGGAUCAGUCGAACCACCGCUUCGUCCACUGGUUCAACACCGAAGCCCGGAAGUUCAACAACACUGUCAAGGGCUACUGCAGGAAACCAGGCAAGGUGACCUUCCUGGACCACGACUUCACGUCGCUGCCGCCUCUUCGAGUCCUGGCGGCUGACGGGCUGCACCCGAGCUUCACGGGAGUCGCCCUCCUCGCGGCAAACCUGAAGUCUACCUUGCAACGUGGACACUUCGACCCCUACGAUAGAGCCGCACCCGCCUUCAUCACCAUCCGUGGCGCAUCCACCUUCGACAUCGAGAAGGAGCUCGCCAACCUCCCACGUUCUGUCAAGACGCUCGUCUUUCACGUAGGGACGACCGAGCUGGAACGAUACGGCACCGACGAGACGCUACGACGGUGCUGUCGCCUGGUCAACAACACGCUGCGAGCACGUCCGGAGCUCCACAGGCUUAUUGUGUCCCUCGUGUUGCCUCGGCACACCAAUCGACGCCUGGAUCAGUCGAACCACCGCUUCGUCCACUGGUUCAACACCGAAGCCCGGAAGUUCAACAACACUGUCAAGGGCUACUGCAGGAAACCAGGCAAGGUGACCUUCCUGGACCACGACUUCACGUCGCUGCCGCCUCUUCGAGUCCUGGCGGCUGACGGGCUGCACCCGAGCUUCACGGGAGUCGCCCUCCUCGCGGCAAACCUGAAGUCUACCUUGCAACGUGGAGCAAAUUUCGUGGACGAGCGGAGUUCGCUUCCGGCUUUCGACGAGAGCGGACGGACGAUGAUUCGCUCCGAUAACGGCGCGUUAUCGGCCCACGCGGGCCGAGGAAGCAUCGACGCUGCAGCCAGCAGUAGCGAUGAGUAUCGUGUGGUGUUGCCCCGUUUCCCAGAUGGAAAAAUGUGUCUGAAUUCCGUGUUUUUGCACGCGGACCUGAUGGGAAGACCGUACCGUGCUGUGGAUUUUCGAGACGGACUGAAGGACAUCGUGGACAUGACGGACGUGGUUUCAAUUGGACAAUUCCAAAUGAGCCACAUAUGGAUGAUCACUCUCGCAAGCAUGGCUGCCACAGAAAAGAUGAAAAGGAUUGGACAGCUCACGGUCAAGGGGCGGAAGUGUCUGGUGCUGGAUCCCAACGCAAAGGACAUUAGGGUAAGGCUACUUUGGCUCCCAACGUAUCUGGAAGACAGACGUGUGGUGGAAGCUCUCGAGCCUUACGGUAAAGUUCGUAACAUCGUUAGGGAGAAAUGGCGAGUCCCGGGAAUGGAACACCUGGAAACCAUGAACAGAGAAGUCAGCAUGACGCUGCACGACGCCGUCAGCUCUUCCGACCUGCCCCAUAUGAUCAAGGUAUAUGGGGUGCAAUCCCUUGUCAUUGUGCCUGGAAGACCACCGCUUUGCCUACGGUGCAAAAAAGUAGGCCAUAUCCGGAAACAGUGCCGCGCACCAAAAUGUACCAAGUGCAACAAAUUUGGUCACGAAGACAACGAGUGCUACGCGACCUAUGCCACGGUGCUGAGGCGCGGUGACGAGGAUGCCGAAUCGAAUCUCGACCAGUUCAUGGACGUGUCCGAAGUAGUGGGAGCCAACGGCGAAGUGGGGGCGUCCACGGGCGGCCCUGCAAACAGUCUUCCCUCCGUACCAGGCGAGACCGGCGCCAUCAACGACCACCAGCCACAAGACCCAGGAGUCAUACCUGUGUCCUCGAAGACAGGGGAUGAUUCUUCCAUGGAGCAAGGCAGUAACUGCGGCAGUGCUGCUACACCUUCGGAGCUGGACGACCGAGACCAAGGUGAAACCAAGCAAGCAGGUCCCUUUCCCGAGGGUCAAGGGAACGGAGUGGACACAAACUCUGCUCUGGGAACUGGUGUCAGUGACGUCAAGCGAAAGAAAUUGGAACCGGGGGUCACAUACGCAAGUAAGCGCAUAAACGUGUCGAAGCCGCUUGCGCGGCAAGCCCAGGAAAAGCCACCCCCUUAAGCAGCGAUGGGCGGUUUCCGCUUCGCCAGCUUAAAUGUACGCGGUUUUCAUUCGAGGAAAAAGCAGAAUCAGCUACACCGUAUACUCGAAGAAAAGGAGAUUGACUUUUUAGCAGUACAAGAGACAAAGCUAGAGAAUGAGGAAGAGGUUGACCGCGCUUUACCACUUUUUUUGAGAAAAUACGAGGUAUGUGUCAGCCAUGCUGCCGGUCUUUCGGGGGGGUGUUUCUUGUUUAUAAAAAAGUCAGUUCAGUUAAGCGAACUAGCUCUGACGGUUGACCUGCAGGGCCGCUUUGUUAUGUGUGAUUUCCGGGUGCAGGAAUGCAAGUGGCGGGUGAUUUGUGUGUAUGCACCAAACGAUGUGAAUUCUCGAGUUCAGUUUUUCAAUCACUUGCGCUCAUACUUGGUGUGUGAUAGACUAGUUGUACUCCUUGGAGACUUCAAUUGUGUUUGCGACUUAAAUGACCGAACGCCGACCAGGCCCCAUCUUGAUAGAAGUGAACAACUAUUGCUCGAAGUAGUCGAAGAGGGAGGCUUGCUAGACGUAGCCAACUUUCAAACAGGAACCAAACUCAUUCAGUUCACGCACUUUCAACGGGCGUCGCAUGCCCGACUAGACAGGUUGUAUUGUUCUAUUGAACUAAUACAACUUUUAAAUGCUUAUACUGUGGAACCUGUGUUAUUCACAGAUCACUGCAUGGUUGCGAUAACGAUUGGACAAAAACGGAGGAAGCAUAAGCGCAUCAAUUGGAAACUUUGGAAGCUAAAUUCUCAGCUACUUAAAGAUGAGUUUUUCGUGUCCGAAACGCGAAAAUUACUUAGAAAAGUAGGUCAAAACGGGGAAAACAUUUUUGCGAGGUGGGAAACCUUUAAGCAAGACGCAAAACAAUUGGCAAUCGAAAGAGCAAGCACGCUUAAUUAUUACAAGCACGAAAAAGAAAAGCAACUCCAGCGUGACUUGCAUCUUUUAUACGAGCUGGAAUGCAAAAAUCCUGGCUACGGAACAAAAGACAUAGAGUACAUAAAAGCUCAGCUUGACAGUCUUUAUCAGGAACGGUACGCGGGCGCGGUCGUGCGGUCGAGGGCAGAAAAGUUUCUCUUGGGAGAGCAACCCACAAAGAAGGCGUUGGAAGACGAAAAGAGACACGCACUGAGUAAGGAAAUACUAGAGAUAGAGCACAGAAACAGAAUCGUCACUGAUAAGGAGGAGAUCGAACGCGUCUUUCUUGAUCACUAUCGAGCACUGCUAAGCUGUCCCGCAUUCGCAGACGAUACCAAGGGUCUUGCAAAAUUGAUAACGUUACUACCGCGACUGAGUGAAGACUGUGUUGAAACCCUUGAAGAACCGAUUAGUGUGCAAGAAAUUGUAAAUGCUGUGGACGCUCUCCCACAAGGAAAAACACCGGGACCCGACGGGAUAAUCGCUGAGUUUUAUAAAGUGCACAAGAACGAGAUUUGUCUCGUGCUGCAUGAAGUUUUUCAAGAGGCCCACAAGGCAAACGCGCUCCCGCCUUCGUUUCUACGGGCACACACGGUGUUUAUUCCAAAAGAAAUGGACAACAACCAACGACGCUGCGUGAAAGGGUACCGCCCGAUAACAUUGUGUAAUGUGGACUACAAGAUUUUCGCAAAAGUACUGGCAAACAGAAUGCAAUCUAUUAUUUGUGAAGUAGUCGGGGAACAUCAAACAUGUGGGAUAAGGGGUAGAGCAAUCCAGAGCAAUAUUCACGUGGCCCGAAGUGUGUUAGAUUGUGUGUCUGGAAGAGGCGACCAAGUUGCAAUGUUGCAAAUUGAUUUAGAGAAAGCGUUUGACCGCGUUCAGCAUGAUGUCCUUUUCAAGAUACUGGCGCAUGUAGGCGUUGGGAAGAUAAUAUUACAAGGCGUUAAGAUGUCGUACACCAACUGCUACACGAGUUUGGUGCUUAACAAUAACGUGACGGAAAGUAUACCAGUCCAUUCUUCUGUGAGGCAAGGGUGCCCGCUGUCCCCCUUACUUUUUUCUUUGUACCUCGAACCACUGUGUCAGAGCAUAAUCCAAAGUUCAAAUGUCCGAGGAUAUAUCCUGCACAGCGUUGAAACCAAAGUCUUGGCUUAUGCGGAUGACGUUGCGUUUUUCUGCACCGACAAAACGAGUGUAAGCCACGCCUUGCGGUUGACGCACACUUUCUGCAAAGCCACGGGUGCCUCGGUGAACCUGCAAAAGUGCAGGGGCUUCUGGCACGGAACGUGGGCGAGCACGCCCGAAGUUUUCGAGGACAUCCAUUGGAGCUGCACUCCAUGCAACUACCUCGGUGUGCCACUGGAGAGCCACAGAAACAGCACGACCUAUUGGUCAACUGUAGCAGCAGAUAUCGACAAGCGCUCCAAGCGCUGGAUCCACCGAGAUCUGUCGAUUUUUACGAGAGCAACUAUAUGCAACGUUUUUUUGAUUGCCAAGCUUUGGUAUGUGCUACAAGUUCUACACUGUGCAAGGAACAAUAUACAAAAGUUUCACCGUGUCUUUGCGGUUUUCAUAUGGACUUCAACUUGGGAGCCUAUGCGACGGGAAAACCUUUUCCGUAGUGUCGCAGACGGGGGUGUGGGCCUGCCCCACUUAUUCGUUAGACAGUUGGUAUCACGAUUUCUUUUUUUAAGAGACCAGGAAGUCCCUUUUAUUCGCGAAGUCAUCCAAAACCAGCUGGCAUCCUUUAUCCCCAAUUUUGUUGUGUCAACCGUUGAAUAUCACCCACCAAGACUGGUGGGAUACCUGAAAGAGGUUGUUGACGCCUUUAAUUUUCUAGCGGUCCGUUUUUCUCGGGAGUACCUCGCAACUGUCUCGAGGAAAAAACUAACACGGGAUCUUGUUGAUAUUCUCUUCCCAACGCCAAUAUACCGAGUCUUGUACAAAAAUCACCCUGGGCAAGAUGUGCUGUGUCGUGUAAAAAAGAUGGGAAUUCCUCCUAGGAUCAAAACAUUCUUCUUCAAAUUACAUUGUUCUAUUUUACCCACCAAGGUAUGGUUGCAGGAGAAGGGUAUCUUUGUUCCAUGGACUGUAAACUGCUUAUUGUGUAAGGAGCCCGAAACUGUUGAGCACAUUUUUAUCAACUGCUGGGACGCAAUUUUUUUUUGGGAUGUGUUGCAGCGAACUUUGCGCAAAAGCCUAGAUAUUACACCGCAUUCCAUUCGUUUUCUGCCCGUAACGCCAGGGGACACCGUUCCGUAUGACCUUAUUAUGCUCCUUAGUUUAUACAGCAUGUGGAAAUCCCGAAUGGACGUGCGAAAUGCCGUUCAGACCCCGAAGUCUGUGCAUUGUUAUUUCAUUCAACUGGUGGCACAAGUCACCAGCGUGUACGAAGGUCGCGACACAAAGCCCGAUUGGGUACCAUUGUUUAACAAAUUGUUACAGAUGAAAGAACUGUAGUGAUAAAUGAGGGACCUAUUUUUGUA
Ixodes scapularis (black-legged tick) is the source of this 5780-nucleotide messenger RNA. RefSeq lists its product as uncharacterized. The record is from RefSeq and is a predicted model, not a curated record. Lineage: Eukaryota; Metazoa; Arthropoda; Arachnida; Ixodida; Ixodidae. The coding region runs from base 1 to 2355 and encodes 784 amino acids. Gene Ontology annotation, molecular function: zinc ion binding; nucleic acid binding. The transcript has 3 exons.